AUGCGGUGGCUCCUCUUCCCCACCAUCUUCAUCAUCCCUUGUACGCAACAGUUUGUCCACAGCCCACCAGUGAAGUCUGGAGAAAAACCUUCAGAAAGCGGUGAAGGCCACCAGCGCAAGGAGGUUUGUCACUGGCCGUGCAGAUGCCCGCCUGUGCCUACCUGUACACCCGGGGUGAGCUUGGUGAAGGACGGCUGCGGCUGCUGUAAGGUCUGUGCCAAGCAGUCAGGAGAGACCUGCAAUGAGGCAGACAUCUGCGAUCCCCACAAAGGCCUCUACUGUGACUACUCGGAGGACGAGCCUAGGUAUGAGACAGGCGUGUGUGCAUAUCUGGUAGCUGUAGGAUGUGAGCUCAAUGGAGUUUAUUAUCUUAACGGGCAGACCUUCCAACCUAACCCGCUUUAUAAGUGCCUGUGUAUCAGUGGUGCGAUUGGAUGUACGCCUGCAUUCACACCAAGAUUAGCAGCGAGUCCCUGCACCAGGGUGACAGGCAGGAAGAAGCCCGGACAAUCCGCCUGUGGCCCGGGACAGCACAAGCAGCUUCAAUCGACGAACUACAGGCGGAUGUCAGCUUACAGAAGCUUACCGCUAGUUUUGAAGAAAAAGUGCCUGGUACAGGCAACUCGCUGGACUCCCUGCUCCAGGACCUGUGGCAUUGGCAUAUCCAGCAGAGUGACCAAUGACAACAGAAAAUGUGAAAUGAAAAAAGAAAGGAGACUGUGCUUCAUCCAGCCUUGUCUGACCAACGUGCUGAAGACAGUAAAGAUUCCAAAAGGAAAAACAUGUCAACCAACAUUCCAGCUUCCUACAGCAGAAAAACUUCUUUUUUCCGGAUGCUCAACAACCCAAAGCUACAGACUGACUUUCUGUGGGGUGUGCUUGGACAAGAGGUGUUGCAUACCGAAUAAGUCCAAAAUGAUCACUGUACAGUUUGAGUGUCCCAGUGAAGGCUUCUUUAAGUGGAAGAUGAUGUGGAUAACAUCGUGCGUGUGUCAGAGGAUUUGUACUGCUCCAGGAGAUAUAUUCUCUGAACUCAAAGUCUUAUGA
Messenger RNA from Mesitornis unicolor (brown roatelo), 1047 nucleotides. It is a transcript of the gene CCN6, whose product is annotated as WNT1 inducible signaling pathway protein 3. Gene Ontology annotation, molecular function: integrin binding; heparin binding. Gene Ontology annotation, cellular component: extracellular matrix; extracellular region. The record is from RefSeq and is a predicted model, not a curated record. The transcript has 5 exons. Lineage: Eukaryota; Metazoa; Chordata; Aves; Mesitornithiformes; Mesitornithidae. Gene Ontology annotation, biological process: signal transduction; cell adhesion. Bases 1 to 1047 code for a protein of 348 amino acids.